Molecule: messenger RNA, 576 nt
Organism: Miscanthus lutarioriparius
Lineage: Eukaryota; Viridiplantae; Streptophyta; Magnoliopsida; Poales; Poaceae
Source: the annotation of a GenBank genome assembly
AUGGCCAAGGCGCGCAGGCCGACGUUCGCCGCCGCCGAGCGGUUCCUCGGCUUCCCCCGCGGUGGGCCGUCUCCGGCGGCCGUGGCGCCAGCGCCCGCCGCCGCCUUCGACGACCUGCCGGACCUCGCCGAGGCCGACGUUUGGUACGCCGCCGUCGGUGACCCGGGGAGCCCCUGCCCCGCGGCGUCCCGCCAGGUGGAGGAGGCGGAGGGCAGGAGCGCCGGCGGGCAGCGCGGGGCCCCUCGGCGCGGCGUGCAGGGCGGCCUGAGCCAGGCGUUCGGGGACGGGCCCGCCGGGCGCCAGGUGGCUGCGUCGGCGCCCGUCGAGGUGCCCGCGUGGCCCGCCCGCUUCGCCGUCCCGGACGCGGAGCCGGCGCUGCUGUUCGAGAUGGAGAUGGGGGACGACGACGACGAGGACGGCAAGCGGGGCGCCGGCGGGUGGGUGCCGCCGCACGUGUACCUGGCGCGGCGGCAGGCGCGGGCGUCCGUGGUGGAGGGCGCUGGCCGGACGCUCAAGGGCCGGGACAUGUCGCGGGUGCGCGACGCCGUCUGGAGCCGGACGGGCUUCGACGGAUGA